AUGACUAUGUGUGGCAGUGAGAAGAACUCUCUUCCUCUUCUAUGGGGUCAUCGCCUUCUGAACCAAGCUCUGAGUCUAGUGAGAACUCACCAAGCUUUGCUCACACGGUCUAGAGCUUGGUCGCUGCCAUGCCAGUGUGAGAACAUGGCGUUCUUGGUGGCGGCGUUGAGCUUUGACUGUGCGCUGAAGUGUGCGAUAUGUGUGGAUGGGGAGUGA
This is a messenger RNA of Microthlaspi erraticum, 216 nucleotides long. The record is from the annotation of a GenBank genome assembly. Lineage: Eukaryota; Viridiplantae; Streptophyta; Magnoliopsida; Brassicales; Brassicaceae.